UUCUCCCUCAGAAAAUCCUGUACCUGUACGUCCUCCCUGACUUGCUGAGCGAGUGCAAAUGCCCGGACGCCAUCAUCUUUGCCUUACCCACCCUCAUCACCAUCAUCGACUACGCCACACGCGCUGACUACAUGGAGAUCAUCAUGCCCGAGUUCCGCGCUAUUCUCGGCAACACCAAGCCAGUACAGGCCACUGUGUAUAUACUGAACAAACUUGACAUUGUCUUGUCCAAGUCUCCACUGGACGAGAUCAAAGGAGAAGUUUUGCCCUUUGUGUUCAACACGCUGGACUCUUCCUCCCUACAGGCUCAGGAAGCGGCUCUUGGGGCCAUCGGUGUGAUCAAAGAGUAUUUGGACGAUAACAUUUUGCGGAAGGUUGUGUUACCCAAGGCCAAGUCUCUCUUCUUCCGCUCCAGCAAUGUCAAGGUAGGUGAACGAAGGGUAGAUGUCUACAUGAGCUCUCUAUUCACAUCUCUACUGAUUUUUGGGAACCAAAGAAGUUAUAUUUAGUACUAGAGGUUGUGGCAUUGAUGUCCCCCACGCAAACGAACGCGGCUGUGUGUGCCCACCCUGGGACGCUGUACCUCAGCUGCAAGACAUGUGCAGUUCAACAGACGAGUGAGUACUUUCCGAGACUCACGUGGAGGCGUCUCGGCGGUC
This is a messenger RNA of Aplysia californica (California sea hare), 659 nucleotides long. RefSeq names its product SCY1-like protein 2. NCBI's taxonomy places the organism in Eukaryota, Metazoa, Mollusca, Gastropoda, Aplysiida, Aplysiidae. The record is from RefSeq and is a predicted model, not a curated record. The coding region runs from base 132 to 509 and encodes 125 amino acids. The transcript has 3 exons.